AUGUCUAUGACUGCCGGAAAAAUUAUCACCCCUACAAAAUUACCGGAGGUGAUCGGUUUGUCCGUUGUAAACUCUUCCAGGUUUAUAAUUCUUGGAACCAAACCAGAAGCGCCACACGUUCGUGUCCCGGACAUAGUUAUUGAUCUUUUACCAACAUUCAAUGAAUUUGGUUACGCCAAACACAGUUCUCUUCUUGAUUAUAUCAUUCCAACACACCAUCCUAACCCCGAUGAAGAACCAGUACGCCUUGAGUUUCGUCCCGCAAAUCCCAAAACCGAUGAAAAUUCUGAUCCAUAUUUCCGUAUUACCGUGAAAAGGGGUUCAAAGUUUAGUGAAAUCUUUAAUGAACUUAAGGAUAAAUGGGAUUCGGUUGUGUAUCCUAAUGUGUGGGAUAAUUUGAAACAUCUUGCGGCGUUGUCCCGUCAAUACCUAGAAGAUGAUCAUGAUCAUGAAAAUUCACCUCCCUAUAGUGGUCAACUUAAAAGUGUGGUAGUGGAUCAGAAAUGA
Molecule: messenger RNA, 507 nt
Organism: Racocetra persica
Lineage: Eukaryota; Fungi; Glomeromycota; Glomeromycetes; Diversisporales; Gigasporaceae
Source: the annotation of a GenBank genome assembly